AUGCCCACUCUGUUACCAUGGUGACCAGGUGAUUAGCUCACCUGGCUGCAGAGGAAACGCUCCAGACACUGAUUCUGCUUCGACAUGAAAACUGCAGCUUUUAUUCUGGGACUCGUGUUUACCUGUGCUGGGUUCACAGACAGAACAGCUGGAGGUCACGUGGAAGACUCGUCAGGAUUGGUGGAGACUGGUGUUCAGUCAGAGUGCCGGGACCGUUACCUGUGGAUCCAGGUGGCGUCGGUACAGACGCCUCGCUUUGAGGCCGUAGAUGAAAAUGGCGUCCACUGGAUCAGUGAGAGGCUUGCCUCUCGCUGUGGUUACACCAUCAGCACCUUUAGGAUGGACGGCUUCACCACCUUCAGAGCUUCAUAUUAUUCCUGCUUCACCCACACCCAGAACGACGAAGUGUUCACCUUCAGAUUCAACGUGAUCAUGAGUGAUGGCGGCAGCGGAUGGAACAGCACACCUGUCUCUGCCACGUGUUCUGGUCUGACGUGGACACACAGAGAGGUCGUCUGUGAGGAGGACUACAUGGAGGUGAACGUGAACAGAGAGUCUUCAUGUGGAGGUCAGCGGGGGGAGAGUGGACAUGUGUGGCAGGCGGCCUUCUCUCAGGCUCAGAUGACUGCGUCGUCAGUGUGGCAGCUGAUGUUCCUGCAGAGCGAUGGACACGUGUCUCCCAUGUCCAUCAGUGAGGCCCAGACGCAGGGCUACAGCCUCACCACGACCAGCCACAGGGUGGUGCUGCGAUCCCAGUACAAACAGCGACAUGCCAAGGUUGUCAUGGUGGACGGUGUCCCCGUAGAGUUCAUUCGGGUCGCUGUGUUCUUGAAGAAAAAGCUAAUGGUGGUGAUGAUGGAUGUGUCCAUGUCCUGUACAGUCAAUUCUGGUUCAUUCAAUGGUGUCUCACUGCUCUGGGAUGUCCCCUGGAUCAUGACGCCUCUGGUGGAGGAGGACACAAGGUUUGAAAGUCAGACCGUCAGUGUGGGGGUGGAGGGUGUGCUUCUGGACCAACCCACCGCCACCGCUAGAGGAUUCAGUCUGGUCCGGCGUGGCGGACUGGUCCAGAUCGUGGUUCCUAUUGGAGCAGAGGGUGGCUACCGAAAGAGUGUGGUGCAGGAUAACGUGUACAAGGAGCUGUACGUGAUCUUCCUGCUGUACGAACACAUCUUCUCUCUGACGUUUGAAGACAGCAGCAGCAUCAUCACCAGACACCGGAUGCUCAGAGUCCUCGACACGCCGCUGCUCUGCCGUCCACCCUUCAGUGUCGACGAGACCGUCAGUAAUGACGUGAAGUUCAGCGUCUACCUGGGAAACAUUCCCGCGGAUGUGGUUUUGGAGGAAGUGUGGAUCAAUGGGAAGCAGCUGAUGUCAAGGAGCAUUGAACGAGGCGUCAGCAUCAGUCUUGUUUCUCAUGUUAACGGUAGCCGAGCGUACAAACUGCAGCUGCCCUUUGAGGACGCUGAUGUCCUCUGGAUGUACCUGGGUGCAGGUGUUGUUCAGUACUCUGUCGACAUAAACUUCACGUUAACCAUCGUGCCCCAGAGAGACUCUUACUUCCACCAUACGUUCAUCUCUGCUCGGCUCUUCAGUGCAUUUCCUCCACAGAUCACGGCUCAGUGUUUUGAAGGAGGAAUCACCUUCAGCGUGGUUCGACCGCCUCGAGCUCAGAGUCUCUGGGAGGUGGGUGUCGACCACGAGCCUCUGACAUCACAGCUGGCAGCUCAGAGAGGGUACCGCCUCCUCAAAGACACCCACAAAACCUCCCUGGACGUCCCUGUUUUCUCCAUCGGAUACACCUAUGAAGACAUCAACCUGUCAUUCUUUUAUGGAACAUUUAAGCUACUUCUGAGAGACUCUAAAACUCUGGCAGUCCAGACGUCCACCUCCAAACGCUGCCUCUUCAAAACUCAGGACAUGACAGUCUGUUCUGGAGAUGGAACCGUCACUGUGGUAACGACUCUGACAUCCACCUGGCCCACUGUGCGGCCAGAAAGAACCAGUCUGCUGGACGCCACCUGUCGAUCCAAACAGACCGACGGAUCCAGAGUUCUGUUUGAGUUCAAUGUGAACUCCUGUGGGACCAGAGCCAUGGUCGGAGAGUCGUACGUGGUUUAUGAAAACGAGAUCAUCCACGACAAACAGCUGAUCGCUGACGGGCCGAACUUCAUCUCCAGGGAAUCUCAGUUUAAGUUGACCGUCAGGUGCUUCUAUCCUCUAAGUGGAGUCAACAGGCUUUCUGUAUCAAGGGUCUUCAGAGCUCCUGGAUUUGGUUCAAUGGAAGUCUUUGAGAGCCUUAAAGAUUCAGCGAAUAAAGUCCCUGGUCGUGACUGUCUACAGCAGGUUCCUGGAAAUGACGUCAAUACCCCGAUGAACCAGACCCUGCUUCAACCCGGCAUUAGGCCUUGGCCUAAACCUGGAUCCAGCCGCUUCAUCAAAGUCCCAACACAACACAACAAGGUGGUUGUCUCCUCCUCAGACAUCCAAACUUCUCCAACCCUCAGUCUUUCUCCUGAAACUCAAAUGGCAGGGAAGGUUUUAUCUGAUCCUGGUCAACUCUCAUCCCAGACAGAGGAGCUAAAUGUAUUCAACCCUUUUUCUAUCUUACCCAGAAACGACCAGGUAACAGACUUCAACAAGGCGAGUUUUAACGUUGUUGACGUGAGAGCUCAAGAUUCAGGACCACAGGACUACGUCCCAGCCUCAGUGUUGGACUCUUACAGCAGCACUGCUGAUUCUGCAGCUGCUGACCAAUUAGGAAGUAGCUGGAGCAGCUCAGCUCACACUCCAACUCUUACUGGUCUCAACAAUUUAGAUGAACAUGUCCGACAACUCAAGUGGAACCAGUUCAGUCUUGGUCAAGAUGGAAUCAAGCAAAAUGAAGACCUGCAAAGUCUUACAGUCAAUUUUACUCUUCAUGAGUUGAAGCAGAAGUUGAGUCCUCAGGGGUCAUCAGAUGGUGAGACGGACACAAGGCCUCAAAGUCUGGAUGAUCCUUCUCAAGCUUCCCAGCUUCCACCAGUCCAUAAACCUUCAAUUCAGUACAACCAAGACCACAUCAGCAUAACCGGCAGAAAAGUAGUCCUGCCCGCCAGACAGGAGAAACUUGUUCCUACUGAUACUCAGGAGUCUGUAGACAGUCAGACUGUGACUACUGCGACGAGCCAAGUCGACCAGAACCCAAAGAGAACCGGGUCCGUGAAAAGAAGAAACACUGAGAUGCUUCAGUCCAGAGUAAAGAACAUCAGAGUCAAACCAAUGAUCAAAUUGCUGUCUUCUGGAAAUCAACUGAAACGGAAACCUUCUAUCAGACAAGUAAACUCUCAAAUGUCUAAUCCUGGACUGACGAACGUCAGCGAUUACCCGAACCACCGGACCUCCAAACGGCUUCACGACCGCAGACGUUCAAUCACUAGAAGGAAAACAGAUUUCCAAACGCCAAAGCAGGAACAGGGUGUUCGUGGUGUCCAAGGCAAGGUGCAACAAUCUGCAGUGAUGCGCCUCCCCGAUCAACCCCCGACCCAGAUGGGACCACAGCAGAACCUGGUCCAAUCAGGGGUUGAGACAGUAAACCAUUUGAGACAGGAACCUGUUUCAGCUCUGAGAAAUGUUGGGCAGUCAGCAGGUACAACUCACACAAGAGUCCGACCUGGUCACAGUGAAAGACUCCAAACUCCUAACCAGCUCCGACGGCAGAACCUCCAGAUCCACACGAGGUCUGACUGUGGCUGUCGCUAUGGAAUUAGUGUUCACCAAGGCAUCAUGAGAGGUUCGACAUCAUAACGCUCGAUCUUUGUUGAUGGCCCUGAAUCAACUUUGUUAAUGUUCAUGUAAACAGAUCAGCUGAUGAAGACCAGAAACAAUUUAAUAAA
This is a messenger RNA of Paralichthys olivaceus (Japanese flounder), 3872 nucleotides long. NCBI's taxonomy places the organism in Eukaryota, Metazoa, Chordata, Actinopteri, Pleuronectiformes, Paralichthyidae. The record is from RefSeq and is a predicted model, not a curated record.